Molecule: messenger RNA, 609 nt
Organism: Brassicogethes aeneus
Lineage: Eukaryota; Metazoa; Arthropoda; Insecta; Coleoptera; Nitidulidae
Source: the annotation of a GenBank genome assembly
AUGAAAAAAAUAGCUGCAAAUGUAAUAAGUAAUGAUACCAAGUUGGAUAUUAUGCUUGAGUUUGAGGAAAACCCACAUACUUCUAGUGGAAAAGCAGCCCCAAUGUUCGGUGUUAGCCAUUCAUCGAUUCUUCGAACUUUAAAAGAAAAUAAAAUGCAUCCCUAUAAAAUGAUACCAACUCAGGAGCUCACGGAAGACGAUUUUGAUAGGAGAACGUAUUUUUGUGAAGAAAUGAUGGCAAUGUUAGAUAACAAUGUGAUCCAAUUACAACAAGUUUUGUUUUCUGAUGAGUCCACCUUUACACUUCACGGUCAAGUUAAUCGUCAAAAUUGCCGCUGUUCGUUGCGUUGAGUAUGUUGAGUAUGUUGCGCGAUUAAAAGAUGGAAAAUCCUCACUGGAUGAGAAAAGAACAUAAGCAAUAUCCUGAGAAGGUUAUAGGUUAUAGGUCCCUUUUUUAUUGAUUGCAAUUUAAAUGGCAAUAAUUAUUUAGCACUGCUCCAAAAUAAUAUCGUGCCUACUGUAACAAACUUAUUUCCUGAUCCAGCAAACCCACAAGUUCCAGCGAAUAUGAUAUGGUUUCAGCAAGAUGGAGCACCGCCCCAUUAUGAA